Messenger RNA from Symbiodinium pilosum, 2458 nucleotides. The record is from the annotation of a GenBank genome assembly. NCBI's taxonomy places the organism in Eukaryota, Dinophyceae, Suessiales, Symbiodiniaceae.
GAAUUACACGCUCCUGGUGUUGUACUCCUUGGAGAGCUGUGCUCGAGCUUUUGCCGAGCGAGAGCAGUUCCUAUGCAACGUCUGGAACGUGACAGACCUGAUGACCGUCCUUUUGGGCUGGGUGAGUGUGCUACUCAACAAAAUUAUCAAUAUUAGUCCCAACCUUUUGAGACUUGCGCGCCUGGUGCGUGUCUUAAGAGCGGCUCGUGUUUUCAUCUCCGUCCCGGAGUUCUACUUGCUGGUCUCAGGGCUUUACUCCUCGAUGAAGGCUAUCGUUUUUGGCUCCUGCAUGCUGCUGUCGGCCAUUGUUGUCUGGGCUAUCAUUGCAGUGGAAGUCCUUCAUCCCGUGGCUGCAUCUCAGAUGACCUUCGAGGACACUGAAUGCCAGGGUCUGGACUGUAAGAUGCGCUUCAAGAGCGUCUAUUCUGCAGGCUUGACAUUGUUCCAGCAGAUUGUGGCCGGAGAUUCUUGGGGCGAGAUCUCAAUCCCGAUGCUCGAGCAACAUCCUUGGACAUCCGUCGUCCUGUUCCCUAUCAUGGUAUCCAUCUCGCUGGGAGUCAUGAACCUUAUCCUGGCUGUGAUUGUGGAGCGCGCCACCGAAGCCAGGGAGAACGAUCAGGACAGGAAGCUCAAAAAGAAGGAGCACGAGCGUUCACAAAACAUGAUCAACUUUGCAUUGCUUUGCAAUGAAAUGGACGCAGACAACAGUGGGUCCCUUUCGCUGGAAGAGAUGCUGAAGGGCUACGACGACAUCGACGCAUUCUGCAAGCUUAUGCAAGUGAUGGAUAUCCGGCGCGAGGAUAUGGAGACCAUAUUCCAUGUUCUGGACACAGACCUCUCCGGGGAGGUGUCCUAUUUCGAGUUUUGCCAGCAUCUUUCCGGCUUUUUUGAGCGCGACCCGGCCAUAAUGCAGUCGCUCAUCAAGUACUCAGUCAUGGAGGUUCGAAAGCUGAUGGACCACGACGUGAUUGCAACUCUGCGGCGCCACACCGACAUGCUGGACCAGCAGACGCGGCUGCUGGAGGCAAUGGUGCCCACUUUUGCAAGGAUGCAAGAAAUGGAUCGCAGCAGGCAGGUGUCACCAGAAGCGUCACAGAAACCUGAGGAACCUUGGUCCCUUGAUUUUUGGCGAAGUCGGCCUUUAAAGAGUGAAAAGUAUGAGAAGCCGUCGGUUUCGCCGGCGCUGAACAGCAGCCCCAUGGAGACCUUUGGGUCCAUCCAGCAGCAGCUCCAGCCUGUGCUUGCCAGGGCGGAAGCACUGGUCCUGGAGGCUCUGGAUCGCCGCGAUGAACAAGUCUUGUGCCUAGCUCAAUCGAAGGAGGUUGCUCCACUGGAAGAGAAUAUCGACCAGAAAGCAGCGGAAAGAACACCAAGCACCGACAGCCUUCUGGGGAACCAGUUUGUGGUUCUCUGCAACAGUUUUCAGCACCGGUUGCAAGAGAUAGAAAACCUGGAGCAGCGAUGUAGGGACAUUGUCCAAUAUCUCAAGUCUGCCCAAGACCAGGAGGGCAAUGGAGGAUGUUUCACUGCAGCGCAGUUUGUCCACCAAGAGGAGUUCACCUAUGUUUCCGCAAUUCACGCCAAAGAAAAAGGUUUCCUGCGUCAACAGUACUGCUUUGCAGUGCACACCUACGCAUAUGCAGUGCGUUUUGCAGGGGUGCCUAAGAAGGUGGCUGAGAAGAGUUUCGAGCGCUUGGAGGCAAUGGCAUAUUUGUGGGAGUCCACAAUGAAGGGGGGAGUGGAUUACUUCCACAUGCAGGCAGCACCCGCCAAGUUCUGUUGGAGUACAGAUGACGCAUCGAAGCUUACGCGUGGUGCCGUGCACCCAGUGCCCCUAGGUUUCGACAUGGGCCAAGCUGCGACGGUGCACUGCCGAACAGACUGCCGCGCGCCACCGCGCUGUGAGGGUGUUGUGCAGGACUGCAUACAAGAUCUCAAUCCAAAUAUAGCGGCGCCGUCGUUGGAGAGCAAGCUCUUGCGUGCAGCAAGGGAAGGGAAUCUGGAGGUGGUGACCGAACAGAUCAGCUUGGGAGCUGAUGUGAAUUCGCGGCAGCCACUGAAGCUGAUCACGUUGGACAGAUAUCAUUCUGGAGAACCUGUCCGCAAUUGUGGCAUGACUCCGCUGAUGUAUGCUGCCAACACUGGGCGUGCCAAAGUCAUCAGAGCCUUGCUGCUGGCGAGAGCGCGGGUGAACGACACCGACGAGCGUGGAGUGUCGGCUUUGCACUUGGCAGCUGCUUCGGGUGAUAUCAGCACAUUCCAGGUUUUGCUGGAGAACUAUGCUCUUCCGACCACCACAGAAGAAGGAGACACGGUCCUCGACUAUUUGCCGCAGGAGGUCCGGAAUGACGCUUCACUGCUGAAAAAGUUUCAGGCGUCUCUGCCUGCCACGGGGGAUGAGGAGGAGGCUGACAUUGCAAGCGAGGCGAAGAAAAGCAAGGGCCGCACAAGAUACUGA